This is a messenger RNA of Penicillium antarcticum, 1806 nucleotides long. RefSeq names its product FAD-binding oxidoreductase. The coding region runs from base 1 to 1806 and encodes 601 amino acids. Lineage: Eukaryota; Fungi; Ascomycota; Eurotiomycetes; Eurotiales; Aspergillaceae. The transcript has 2 exons. Gene Ontology annotation, molecular function: FAD binding; oxidoreductase activity. The record is from RefSeq and is a predicted model, not a curated record.
AUGCUGCGUUUCUUUCAUAUUCCUAUUAUUUCGCUUCUGGCAUUGACCGCCACCUCCUCCGCCACACCGGAUUGCAAAACUUCACCUGGUGACUUGACAUGGCCAUCCACGGAAGACUGGAAUACUCUUAACCAGACAAUCCAUGGAAGUCUCAUCAAGACGGCCCCGGCUGGGUCCUCGUGCUAUCUGGGCAAUCCCUUCAGCUCUUCUGAAAACUGCACUACGGUGAAAAAUCAUUGGUCCUAUGCAGCCUACCAUGCAGCACGGCCCGAAAGUGUCGAUUACUCGAUCUAUGCAAACAACUCGUGUCUUCCCCCUGGAGUUGAUGGAUAUUCCAAAGACAAGGGGUGUAGCAUAGGUGGCCUGCCGCAAUACAUCGUCAAUGCCACGUCCGAGCAGCAGGUUGCCACUGCAAUGAAGUGGGCAUCCAAACUUAAUAUCCGCAUCGUGGUGAAAGGAACAGGACAUGAUCUUGGUGGCCGCUCCACUGGUGCCUAUUCUCUUUCAAUAUGGACACACAACUUCAAUAACGUUGAGAGAAGAUCUACAUGGAGAGUGCCCGGAAGUAAUGCCACCGAGGAUGUUGUUAUCUGCGGCAGCGGUAACAACUGGGGAUCUGUCUAUACUGCAGUACACAAGAUGAAUCGGACAGUGGUGGGUGGCGAGGAUGCCACUGUAGGACUCGGUGGUUUGAUACAAAAUGGUGGCCAUGGCCUCCUUUCUAGCCACUAUGGCCUUGCAUCGGACCAGGUUUAUCAAGUUACUGUCGUCACAACCGAGGGCCGAUUGUGCGUCGCCAACGACAUGCAAAAUCAAGACCUCUUCUGGGCUGUUCGGGGUGCUGGUGGAGGCCAGUAUGGAGUAGUCACAGAAUUUGUACUGAAAACGCAUCCUGUGCCUGCGAAUGUGGUCAGCGGCGGACUUACCUUCUAUCCUGCCCUUAAUUCGAAUGCCAGCGGCGAAGCAUCUUGGAAUGCGAUGGCCGAAGCCGCCGCCCAGAUCCCUGAUUUGAUGGACAACGGAAUCACGGGUACUGUGACUGCUCUGACCAAAAAGAAGGCCACGUCGCUUUUGGGACUAAAGGAGGUACUGCCUGGUGUCUCAGCCAUGCUCAGUUUCACUGGCUUCAACAUGACCACCAAGAGCAUGAAUUUUACUCUCAGCCAAUUGGCUUCUCGGCUAAAUGUUGGAAAUGUCAACAUCACUCUGCAGUUACCUUCUUCCAAAGAUUACUGGGAAACCACCAAGCCAGACCCUCUUUCCAGCGCUAGCUGUGGAUCCGUCAGCAUAAUGACAAGCCAUCUUCUGGGCAGGCGCGAGCUCUCUGAUAUUGCCAAAGCAAAACUGGUAGCAUACCUCCAAGAUAUCAUGGCCUCUCAGGAUCCAACUGCGGGCUCAAUGCUUUUGUUCGGACUGCAAGCCGGCAAGGGUACAGCCAGUACUCCCGAAGAAAGACGUGGAAGUACUCUUCCGGCCUGGCGUACAGCGUACGCUCAUACCAUGGCUUAUGGAGCUUCUGUCGAUGCCACUGGUGAUCCAAAUCAGUCUAUGAGAGACGUGGCAAGCUGGUUAGAUUCUACGUGUGAACCUGUUUGGAAGAAGUGGGCACCUGAGAGCGGCUCUUAUAUGAAUGAGGGCAAUCCCUUUGCCAGCAACUGGAAACAUGACUUCUAUGGAGAAAACUACAACCGGCUUCUGGAGAUCAAGCACAAGUAUGACCCCACUGGCAGUCUGUUUGUCUGGAGCGGAGUUGGAAGUGAUGAGUGGAGCCAUGAUUUGCAUAGUGGUCUGCUGUGUCGUGUGUAA